Messenger RNA from Peronospora farinosa, 3693 nucleotides. The record is from the annotation of a GenBank genome assembly. NCBI's taxonomy places the organism in Eukaryota, Oomycota, Peronosporomycetes, Peronosporales, Peronosporaceae.
AUGCGCGCCAAGGUCAACGAGGAGCGCACUGACGCUGCGCCGCAAAUCAACCUGAAGGAGCAACUUGCUUGGGCAGAAAAUGCGCCCAAGAAUGCGUUGCAGCAAUGCCUCAAUUCCCACAUCAUUGAAGCAUAUCUUGACAAUCGGACGACUCGAAAACAAAGUCCCAUCGAUGAAGUAACAGAGAAAGAAAAUUGUCUGGCAACAAUUCAACGAGGAAGAGAUGCACUUCAGAAGUUUCAGGCUCUACGGGCGAGAUCAAAGGCUUCGACGAAGCUGAAGGUGAUUCCGACACCACGAAUUGCCCUUGGGACAAUUCCAGUGAUCAAUACUGGCCCAGCAUUCGUGUCUAUCGAGCCUUCGGAGCACUUUGCUGAUUCCUGUAGAGGUCAAGGAAGAAAUGGAGCGGGUUUUGUUUUACCACGGGCGGGAAUACCGGCUCCUGCUGCAGCAAAUGAUGUAGUGGAUUUCACGCGGACGACGACAUCUUUGCCUUUGGCACCGAUGACUAACCGCUCUUCUACAGUGCAGCAGACAUUAUAUACAGGGUUGGAUGAUGAUGCUGAUAGCUUGUUUGAUCACCUGGACGUGGACGCUCUCGUUGCUGAUCACCAACGUACACAGCAACGAAAUCAUCGAGUUGCUCGGCAGAAGGUGUCAGUGUCAGAUAAGAGCUUAUCGUCUGAUCGGUCGACACACAGUAGUGCGUCCCAAGAGGCAGAAGGUGCUGUGAUAAUAGAAGAACUGCGUCAAUUAAUCAAACAGACGCGGGAGAAUCUUCGCAAAGUCCGUGAGGAAUGCGACGACGCGUCUCUCGAGGGAGACGUGCCAGAUGUCAUGCAAAAACGCCGCUCAGAGCUGGAACAAGAGCUGGAGCAAUUAUGUAAGCGGUACAGGGAGUGCAAAGGCACAGCAAAAGCAUCUUCGCUCAGUCGGAAUGUGUCUCCCGUGCAAGCCUCGCCUCUGCAUACAGAGAUGCCACAAACGCAUAACAGUAGACUUGACGCACCAAAUAACAAUCCAACUUGCUCUUGUGGAAUGACAACUGUGGAAGCUCGAGUGCAGCACGGAUCAAACGCUAAUCGACUUUAUUAUCGCUGUAGCACGUGUGGAUUUAAUUCUUGGGUGGACGGUGAGGUUGGAAGCCGUGAAGCCUAUUCUAAUGGAGGAAAUCAGACUCGUCAGAUUGUAGUAGAACAGCCCUGCGUUUCCAGUGAUCCAGGUGUGACGUCCAAGAUGCUGCGUGCUAAGCGAGUGCUCCGCGAUGUUUUUGGCCACAACGCGUUUCGACCUAGUCAGGAACGGACAGUCAUGGAGGCGUUCAGUGGUCGUGAUGUAUUCGUACUAAUGCCUACGGGAGGCGGUAAAAGUCUUUGCUUCCAGCUACCUGCUUGUAUUGACGAUGGCGUCACAAUCGUGAUUUCUCCGCUAGUAUCGCUAAUUCACGAUCAAGUGCAACAGCUGGAGGCUCUUGAUGUGGGUGUUGCGAAUCUGAAGAGUGACCAAGACUACGAUAGUGUACAACGACCAAUUAUCUCGGAGCUCUUUUCGAAUCGCAUCACGAUUAAAAUGCUAUACGUGACCCCUGAAAAAAUCGCUUCAAGCAACCUCCUUAACAACUUGUUUGAAUCGCUUGAGAAACGCGGCCUCUUGGCUCGGUUUGUGAUUGAUGAGGCACAUUGCAUUAGUCAGUGGGGUCACGACUUCAGGAAAGACUACAUGAAUUUGGGGAUGCUACGAACGAAAUUCCCGUCGGUACCGAUUAUGGCUUUGACGGCUACAGCAAACACGCAAACUGAGGCAGAUAUCGCUAAGAAUUUGAAGCUGAAAAACCCGUUUGUCACUCGUUCGAGUUUUAAUCGACCAAACUUGACAUACGAUGUACGAAAGAAGACCCCCAAGUUUAUGACUGAGAUAGCAGAUUACGUCCGAAAGCACAUCGAUGACUCUGGAAUUAUUUAUUGUCUGUCAAAAAAGGAUUGCGAACAAACAGCCGAGAAGCUGAUCAAGGCGUUAGGAUUUGAAAACACACGAAAAGCAAGUCAGAUCUCAUUUUACCAUGCAGGCUUAGAACCGUUUGACCGUUCCUCUCGCCACCACGAGUGGAGUAAAGGCAAGAUCAAACUUAUUUGCGCUACAGUAGCCUUUGGAAUGGGGAUUAAUAAACCCGACGUGCGUUACGUUAUUCAUCACACGAUUCCCCAGUCUGUGACGCACUACUACCAGGAGGCUGGACGAGCAGGGAGAGAUGGCGAAAAGGCAAACUGUAUUCUGUACUAUUCUUUCUUAGAUUUGACUCGACGACGCAAGCUAAUCACGAAAGACCGUGAAAACAUGCAACACCGCAAUGUGCAUCUUCAGAACCUUCGACGUAUGACAGAGUUUUGCGAGAACCAAGUUGAAUGCCGACGAACAUCUUUACUGGAGUAUUUUGGUGAACACUUUUCAAGCGAGCAGUGCCAUGCAACUUGCGAUAACUGCAAAAAUAAGGCUUUGGGAAUUACGUUUGAGAAAUCGGACGUAACCGAGGACUGCGUUCUACUGGCAGAGAUGAUCAAAACCCUUCAACAAAGUGGAGAUCCCACGACGCUCGUACAAAUUGCUCAAAUAUUCCUUGGCUUGGUGGUUAAGGGAAGAGAGUGGAAGCAAGAUCAGUUUUCACAGCUCAAAGGGUUCGGUAAAGGCAAGGGACGCUACUCUCGCAGUGAAGUGGAGCGCAUUCUAUAUCACAUGAUACUUCGGCAAUACCUACGCGAAGUGGAUCAAACCAACGCGAAAGGUUUCACGACAACAUUUGUAUCGCUUGGAAUGAACGCCAACCGCCUCGAUCGUGGUGAACGAGUUCGUAUCGUAUGCAAGACAAAGUACCAGUCGCGUGCUUCUGCCAGCGACGGUGCUUUACAAGAGAGUACCAAGGUCUCUAAGAAAAAGAAGCCUACGAACGCUGCCUCCAAAAAGGCAAAGGCGACCGGUAAAACACGGAAAACAACUAAUAAGAAGACAAAGACGAGCGCAAAGGACGCUGUUGAAGAACUUAGCGAUAACUCCGCUGAUGAUGUCGUGACGGUAGUCGCGCCCACGUCGACUACGACAGGGUAUUCUCUCAUUCCAGAGAGCACGUCUUCAAGGAGAAUCCCCGAAACCCACGUCGAAACGCUCGCCCAGAUGCUCAAAGACUGGCGUGCAAGUGUGUGUGAUAGCGAGAAUGUCAUGCCAUACCACAUCCUUACGACUGCGGGUAUUGCUGCAAUUGCCAAUUCGGUUCCCGUUUCAAACGCAGAGCUUUUGAAAAUCGACGGUGUCGGCCGUAUUCGCGUGAAGAAGUAUGGUGAAGCAAUCAUCGGUAUUGUCAAGAAUCAUCUCAAAAAGCACAACCUGACACCAACUCCUGUGCCGACACCGGGCUCAAGCAACGUUCUGGACAGCCUUGACGCAUUGGAUUCUGAUGUUGAAAUUGUUGAGGCACCUCCAGCCCGCAAGUCGUCCCCAUUUUUUCAAGACCAAAACAAGGCUGCUACUUCAAUGGCGUCUACCCGACCUAGUGCGAAUGCAAGUAUUGACGAUGGUCUAGAAGAUAUCGAUUGGGAUGCAUGGGAUGCAGACGUGUUGAACCAUACAAGUUCUAGCGGCAGUCGCAAACGCUCGAUGGAUCCCUCAGGAACAACUCGGAUUGCAAAGAAGCGAACAAUCUGA